CUCAGACCUCACCUACAAACACCUGAUAUUGCUAUUCACCGCUGCUGCGGCAUUUCUCCAUAUCACAUAUCUCAUCCACUGCACACAUCAGUCGCUCAGCCCGCGGCAGCCCUCGCCCGGCUGGAUGCCUUGAAUACUGCGUCAUCCGCUGUUGCUGCCUCUUGUACCGCCGCCCGCCUCACCGACCGACUGCUGACCCGCCUGACUCAUCUCCACCACCACAAGGCUGCACCCGCGAUACAUACGCCUGAGCCACCCGCGGGAAGCUGCGCAGGCACACGAGCAGCUCUCCUCCCACGUCACGCACCAUGUUCUCCGAAUAUGCAUCCAAGUUCCUGUCGCAGUCACAGUCGCGGCUUUCUCUCGGCCAGCCCGACCCUCCUUUCCCCCGCAAUCAUACAGACAGGCAACGCCCUCCCUCUCGAACGCGAGCUCCGGCCGGAUAUCUUCAGCGCCGUACCAUGCCGAACCCUUACAACUCCCAGGCCAUGUCGCGCUUCGCCUUUGCGUCACGGACAUCAAACGCGCCCGCGCCGCUGUUCUACUCCGCCACCGACGACUUUCGGGAAGAGGACGACCAUGAGGAGCACGACCGGGAAAUGGCAGAUCACUACGCGCUGCAGCGCUCGAGGCGCCAGUUUGGCGUCAGCAACCUUUCAGAGUCUUCGGAGGUGGAUGAGCACGUGGCACAGAGGUCGGAUCACACAAUAGAGGGCGACGAGAACGAUACUGGCUAUGGACUGGGCCGCGGUAUCAAGAGUUCGUGGAAGGGAGACAAACCCGGCCCGCGCGGGAGGCCCACCACCGUCACGACGCUGGAAUCUGAGGACAGGGACACGAGCGUACCGCUCUCGGAGUCAAGCGGCCCUAGCAGCAAAGGGAAGGGCAACCUGGUGGAUGUUGAGCUUGCCUCCACGGAUCGAGGGAGUAUAGAAGAGGUGAACAGGGACGAGAUUUUGCGCGACAACGAUGACCGGCCGCCAUCCUUCCAGCAGUUCCGCGAUAUCCCAAGAUCGAAACGCCCGAGAAGUCCGCUAAGAACGACGUUACCUAUACCGCAAGAGACGGACGAGGAUACGCUCUUGGAGAAUCAGCAUCCGAUAAGCCCUGAUCGCGAGUCUGUACCACAGCUCGUCGCCGCGGAGCCUGUAGCACCACCGAGGCAUAACUUCUUCUGGGCGGAACUAUUCGUCAUCGCGCAGUGCGCCAUUAUUGGCGUUUUCUUCCUCGCUCUGUUACAGGAAUCGCCACCUGACAAGAAGCAUCCGCUCGGAGACACCAUCUACACGGUUCUGCAUUCGUCUUUCCACCUGAUUGGAGUUUACUCGCUAGUUUCGGUCCUGGUUGGGUUGCUAUGGCUAUCUCUACUACGGUCUUUUGCGCGGCCACUGAUCAUGCUGAUUCUAGUUGCCGUACCGGCCAUCUCGUUCUCUUUCUUCCUCUACCCGCUCAUUUCCAGCUACAGGGGAUCGUGGCACGGUGACAGCGUUCAAGACAAGGCCAUGCGUUGGUUAUCUCUCGGCCCGCUGCUUUUUUCCCUGUUCUGGGUUUACACUGUGUGGAAAGGGCGACAUUCGCUAGAAAAGGCCGCAGACAUGCUCGAAUUCUCUGGGGAGAUUCUUCGUGCACAGUCUCCACUCCUCUUUGUAGGCAUCGGUGCGCUGGCAUCCGUUGUACUCUGGUCGUGGAUCUGGAUGCUCAUGUUCACGCGCCUAUUCCUUGGUGGCCACUUCACGAAAUCCCGCUGGGCCAUUGACCUCGGCACCUGGUGGCUCGGAGCCGCCUUCUUUUUGGAUUACUUCUGGGCCUUGAGCGUCAUUGCGGGCGUACAGCGCGCGACAACUGCAGCGACUGUUUCGCAGUGGUACUUCCACCGCAACACGGUUCCCGCACCCGCAGCCCACACCGUUGUCCGGGCCUCGCUCGCACACGCGUCGUACACGAUGGCCGGUACCAUCUGUCUUUCCACCCUCCUCGCCCUCCUCGUUCGCCUACCGCUCAUCGUCCUCCCCAGACGGAUCUCCGGCCUCAUCAGCAUGUGCGCAUACUCGAUCAUCCCCACUCCAAUUGCCGCAUUGACGAAUCCGCUCACUCUGACAUACGCGUCAAUCCACGGUCUUCCCCUGUCGCAAGCUGCUAGGGGCCUCUCAAACAUGACCUUCAUCUCUUCUUCAUCCCCAACUACAACGCUUGGGCCGCGCUCCUUUGCACCUUCGCAUCCGCGACCGUCGCUCGUCUCGUACCGGCUGGCUAAACUCCUGCUGCACGCCAUCCGCUGGGUGAUAACAAUCGCACUCGGCUUUGGGGGCUGGGUAUCCACGGCUAGAAUGCUUCAGAUUGGGAACGAGACGGUUCCGUACAAGGGGAGCCUAUAUGCGUAUGUGGUUGGCUUGAUCAGUGCCGCUAUCGGAUGGGGAGCACUCGGCGCGAUGGAGGGAGUGCUGGGGGGAAUCCUAGAUGCGGUGCUGGUCUGCUGGGGAAGCGAAGUCGGGAGAGAUGGCACUGGAGAGGCACGAUAUUGCGUGGAUGCGGGGAGGUUAUUCGGGAACGAAGCGACGGGACGAGGGAGAUAUGAGGUAUAACAGGAAGUCAUGCAAGAGGAGGAGCGGAGCAUUGCAUAAAUGGCGUUGGGGCUUUGGCGUCUGCAAUAGUACCCGACGGGUCGCCGGCAUAGCGGUGGCGCCUUUGUAUACUGCUAGAUUUUGAAUUUGCGGAAUCCGCAGGUAUAGGUUAGCGAACGAAUAUUAUAUCAACG
Molecule: messenger RNA, 2755 nt
Organism: Trematosphaeria pertusa
Lineage: Eukaryota; Fungi; Ascomycota; Dothideomycetes; Pleosporales; Trematosphaeriaceae
Exons: 2
Coding region: 309-2582 (757 amino acids)
Biological process (GO): transmembrane transport
Cellular component (GO): plasma membrane
Molecular function (GO): transmembrane transporter activity
Source: RefSeq, a predicted model, not a curated record